This is a messenger RNA of Pipra filicauda (Wire-tailed manakin), 1539 nucleotides long. RefSeq names its product chromosome unknown C9orf78 homolog (gene CUNH9orf78). Gene Ontology annotation, cellular component: spliceosomal complex. Gene Ontology annotation, biological process: mRNA splicing, via spliceosome. NCBI's taxonomy places the organism in Eukaryota, Metazoa, Chordata, Aves, Passeriformes, Pipridae. The transcript has 9 exons. The record is from RefSeq and is a predicted model, not a curated record. The coding region runs from base 434 to 1303 and encodes 289 amino acids.
CGGGCGGUCGGGGCUCAGCCCCUCGCUCAGCCGGGGCACCCAGCAGCGCGGCUCGGUGAACGGGGGGCGGCCGGGGCUGGAGGAGCCGCGUCCCGCCCGCUGCAAGGGCUGUAAACCCGGGUGUGGGACCGGCGCUCCCCUGACACGCACCGGCCACCGGCGGGGCUGCGAGGAACGGGACGCCCGCCGUGACUCACACAGGGGCUCCUCGGAAAAGGCAGGGAGAGCUCGGGGGGCUCCCGGCCCCGCUCCCGGGAGGGCACACGGGGGGCUCCCGGGCGGAUCCUGCCCGGACAAGGUGCUGGCAGGGGGGCGGGGCCGCGCGGCUUCGUCGCGGCGCUGUGGCGUCAUCGCGGCGCGACGGGAGCGGAGCUGAGCUGUGGGGGCCGUGUCGUGUCCUGUCGUGUCGUGUCCUGUCGCGGCGGCCGCAGCGAUGCCGGCCAAGAAGUCCUUCCGACGGCGCAGGGAGGACGAGGACGAGGAGGAGGAGGACGAGCAGCUCGCCGAGGAGGUCAGGUUAAAACUUGAGGAAGCCAAAGAAGUUCAGAGCCUCAGAAAGCGACCCAAUGGGGUGAGUGCUGUAGCUCUGCUUGUGGGAGAGAAGUUGCAAGAAGAAGCAACACUUGUGGAUGACCCAUUUAAGAUAAAAUCCGGGGGAAUGGUGGACAUGAAGAAGCUGAAGGAAAGAGGCAAGGACAGGAUUAAUGAAGAGGAGGAUCUGAACUUGGGAACUUCCUUCUCAGCAGAAACCAACAGGCGGGAUGAAGAUGCUGACAUGAUGAAGUACAUUGAGACUGAGCUGAAGAAGAGAAAGGGAAUUGUGGAGAAUGAGGAGCAGAAGGUGAAGCUUAAGAACGCUGAGGACUCUCUGUACGAGCUGCCAGAGAACAUCCGUGUCUCCUCUGCCAAGAAGACUGAGGAGAUGCUGUCCAACCAGAUGCUGAGCGGCAUUCCUGAAGUGGACCUGGGAAUUGAUGCAAAAAUAAAAAACAUCAUCUCAACUGAAGAGGCCAAGGCCAAGCUGCUGGCAGAGCAGCAGAACAAGAAGAAAGACAGCGAAACUUCCUUUGUUCCCACCAACAUGGCUGUUAAUUAUGUGCAGCACAACAGAUUUUAUCAUGAGGAGCUGAACGCACCAGUGCGAAGGAACAAAGAGGAGCCAAAGCCCCGUCCCCUGAGAGUGGGGGAUACUGAGAGACCAGAACCUGAGCGGUCUCCUCCAAAUCGCAAACGUCCCCUCAAUGAAAAAGCCACAGAUGAUUAUCACUAUGAGAAGUUCAAGAAGAUGAACAGGCGAUACUAAUGAACGUGGACUGAAGCCUUUUGAGUUGUUUGGAUUUUCCACUAAUAAAGGAUUUUGUGUCUGUGACCUGCGAUGGAUUUUGAGAAGAGUCACUACCUUCACAUGCUGAUGUUACUUAUGAAGCUUUUCCUGUGUGAUCUUGUAGUGAAUCAGUUUGCAGAUGAUUGUGAACUCUCUGGUCAGUGAAACCUUGUAUAUAACUAUGUUCUUAUAAAUAGUUUUAUAAUGGAAAAUGA